GAUAAUAACCGGCCGUGAGAAUGAUGGUUGUUGUCGUUAAGAUUUAAUUUUUAAUACCUAUUGGCUAUUACCUAUGUUCAACGCGUUUUUGGAUUGAUAAGUGUUACUGUCUAGUAUUAUUUUUAAUUUAAUUUUUUAUUGUUCAACUCGUGUUUUAUAAUAUUUCCAAUAGUACGUAACCUGUGUGAAAUGUCAACAGCUUGAUUUCAAUUUGUUCUUUAGUUUAGCGAGCGUAAGAGCAACACCAAAAUGAGUACACACGUUAAAGGAUCAUGUGUUGAUGUUUUGGAUUUUAAAUGUCCGGCAUUCUGUAAUCUUCGGAUUUUCAAAGAAGGACACCAAUUUGACAAAUAUGCUGCCAUGAUCAUCAAUUCUAACCGAUUUGGGAUAACAUUUAUUGCUUCUCCCAAUCAGCUAUGUUUGAUUUCAAUGAAACAUGUUCGUCAACUAGUUGGUGAUUUUGGUGUUGAAAAAAAUACAUUAACAGAUUUUUUAAGACGUGAAAUUGAAUUAGAUUAUUCUCCAAACUUUUUGGAUCUUAGCUGUGAUGAAGAAUAUAUAGCAGUUGCAGGAAUUUUGAAUUCAAAAACUUCUAUUGUUAUUUACAGUGUUGAAGAUUUAAUUUCAAAAGAUUAUCCAUCUCCAUUAGUAGUGGUUGAACUCGCAGCUACCCAGGAAUCGCAUGUAAUAGAUAUGUCCUGGAAUCCUGGUGUAAAAAAUUCUUUGGCCUGUUGUUUGUCUGACGGUUCUUUACAUAUUAUAGAUUUGAAAGAUGGUGGAACGUACAGUGUUGUCAGUUUACCGCCACAAUCAAGUACACUAUGUUUGAGUUGGAGCCCUAAAGGAAAACAAAUAAUAAUUGGCAGUUCAAAUGGGUCUUUGACACAGUACAAACCUGAACUCAAAGCUAUGAAACAGUAUUUACCUCCAACUGAUGUAACAGGAAAUGUAAAACCUAUUAAAAUAAAAUGGAUAUCAAAUUUUCAAUUUGCAGUCGUCUAUGAUUUUGUAGAUAACAUAGAUAAUCAACAAAAUCUUUACAUUCUCAAUACUCCGAAAAAUGCACCAGUGGAAUUUAUCAAUUUUGAACAAUAUGUUGUAAUGAAUUCUGAACAGUAUAGGUUAAAUCAAUAUUAUACAAUAUUUCAACAAAAUUGGAAUCUUUUAUUUGUUGGUUCUUCAAAUUGUACAGAAAUUGGUAUUAUGGGAAUAAAUAAUGAAAAUCAUUGGCAAUGUUGGAUGUUAGAAACAAGACCAGAGUUACCAUACAGACUUGAUAAACAAAUGUAUCCUAUUGGAAUGUCAUUAGAUCUUUCUUCUCAAAUGCAAAUAAAACAAUUAUCUAAAUCAAAUGAAGAAAUAUUUCUUGACCCAAUGCCAGUAUUAUGUGUUUUAUCAAGUGAUGGUAUAUUAUUUAUGUAUCAUAUUGAAAAUCAGUUAGCUGAUUCCAAAAAUAUAUGUAAACCACCAACAGAAAUAUCGGAUAAAAUAAUAUCUCGGCUAUUUACUACCAGUUCUAAAAUAAACAAUCUAGUAAUUGAACCAACUAGUGUGACUGAAAUAGUAGAACAAGGAGAAGAAAUUAAUGUUGUUGAUGAAAAAGCUAGAGGUGAUCAUAAUGAAUCGGUUCUCGCAAGUUAUUUAGAAACGUCAACUACCUCUGAAGUCGAACAACCACAAAUAUUAGAUACACCAACAAUUUCAGUAGUUAAGCCAAAUAUUCCUGAAGUAUCUACUGAAACUGUUACACCUGUACAAAAUAUUUCAAGUCAAACAAAUCUUCCUGAUAACAAUACUUCAACAGAUGAAACUGUAAGUCAAGAAAUGUUAAAAGAAGUGUUAGAAGAUGUACAAAUAUUUCAAUUACAAUUAGAAGAUAUCUUGAAAUUAUCAUUAAAUACUAGUACACUUAAGAUUGGUGAUGAAAAAGAUAAAGAAAUACUUAUGAAAAAAUGGACAUCAUUAGAUUCAUUUUUCAAAGAAUUAAAUGAAACAAAUCGCUCACAGUGGGUGGAAUGUAAAUCUCUUCAAAAAGCAGUGUUGGAUUCAAUUGCUUGGGUGGAGGACUCAAAGUCUCGUUUAUUCUUUUUAAAAAACCCAAAAUUUAAAUGUCUAUUGAGGAAUGAUAGUGAUGAGCCUUUUAGUAAAACACUGUUUGACAAUAUAGAACGUACAUUAUACUACAUUGAAACUCAAUUAACACAUGUUGACGAUCAAUUGAAAGCUAGAUAUGAUAGUUAUAAUCCAAACAAUAAAGAAUUGAAAAUACCUUGUUUGGAAACUAUUUAUAAAUCAUUGGUCGUAAAUACAAAUAUAGUAAACAAACUAAAGGAAAAAAUUAAUUAUCUAUAUAGUACAGUAGAAGAAAUGAAGUAUAGAACAUUUAAAAAAUUGUCAUUAGCACCUGAUGUUGUGCAAAAUACUUCUAAAUUACACGAAUCUCGUGAUGUUGGCUUAUCAAAACUUUCAGAACAAUUAUUAAAAAUUACUUUAGACAAAGACGGUGUGUCUGCUAUUAAUUCAUAUAAUGUUGCUAAAAAAUACUCUGUAUUGUCUGCAAAUCAAAGGGCACUUUCAGAUUCUAAAGUUAAUAAACUUCAAGAAUGGUUGAAAGAUUUUAAAACAAGGCGCACAAAAAUAACUAGAUCUCAAUAUGCAAAUAUAGAUCUCAGUAGACCAAUGUGUAGUACACCAUUAAAAUCAGCAUCAAAAUCCAAAAUUCAUGAAAAAAACAUUGAUUUUACACCUUUUGUGACAAAAGAUAAUUUUGUGCCUACACUACCACAACCAUCUACAUUAUUGAACAAAAACUAUAAUAUUAGUGAACGAAACGCCACAGAUAUUAAUUUACAACCAACAUCACAGCAUGAUUUGACACAAUUCCAAAAACCUUUAUUAAUACCACCAACCACACAGCAAAAAAAUCCAGUAACCCCAAUUGUAGCUCCUUGUACUCCAGGAUUUACAUUAGGAUCUAAACCUGUGCUAACAAAUACUGUCUGGAAUCCAAUGGAUAAUUCAUCAACUCCUAAACCACUUGCACCAAAUGAUUACAAGGGUUUUACGAAAGACCCAAUUGUUUUUAGUACUGCUAAUACUGUUCCAUUAUUUGCUAAUAAUGUGACUUGUACUACUGUUUCUAGUAAAAAUCCUGUAGAUUUUAGUUUAAAAACAUUAACAGCUACUCCUUUAAAUUUCAGUAAUUCCAGUAAUAUUGUUUCCACUAAGUCUACUUUAGAUGUUAUUUCAGGAACAACAGAAACAAAAGAAAAAAUAUUAUCAUUUAAUUUUUCCAAUGUGUCUACUGCAAAAUCAGAAAAAACUGUACAAAAAUCUAAUGGCACAUCAACUUUUAAUUUUGCUGAUUCUAUUAAAAAUAAAAUGGAUAAUCUAAAUAACGUACCAAUAUCUACAUUAAGUUUUGAAGCACCAAAAACUUCAGAAACUUCAAGUAUUUUUUCUGGAUUUAAUGCUGAAAAUAAAUCAAAGAAUAACCAAGAAAAGCCUUCAGAAAAAGAAGCAACCACAUUUAAGUUUAAUUCAAAACCAGAUACAGUAUCAUUUUCAUCGUUUAGUUUUACCACACCCAAAGAAAAUAUUUCAAAAUCUUCAGAAUCUGAGACUAAAUCAUUUAUUUCUGUACCAACUACUUCGGUGACUGCUUCAUUUAAUUUUUCAUUACCACCCAAAACAAAUCCUAUAGUAAGUGAGCCUGUAGAUUCCCCAACAGUAUCAUCCAGUUUUGGAACUGUCAAAACUGCACUUGAUUUUUCUACUGUAUCGGCAACUGUAGAAAGCAAUGUUACUGAAUCUACUCCCCAAGUCUCUGAAAGUCCAACUCCAAUAAUAUCUGAACCAAUCACGCCGGAAAAAGAAGAGUCUCCUAAAUUUCCAGUUACUGCCAGCAGUGCGCAAAUUUUUGAAAUUCCAUCAACAAAUGUUUCAAUUUUUGGUGCAUCUAUUAAAUCAACUAGCACUACAAGCAUUUUUGGAAAUUCAACUACAACAACUACAACAAGCCAAGCAACAAUUUUCAGUACACCUACAAAUAAAACUAGUGCUCCUUCAAUUUUCAGCACGCCUACAACAACAAGUGCCCCAUCAAUUUUUAGUACACCCACAAAUACAACUUGUGCGCCUUCAAUUUUUAGUACUCCUACAAGCACAACUGUCUCUUCCAUUUUUGGUGCAACUACAAGCACAACCAAUGUUUCUUCAAUAUUUGGAUCACCAACUAAUACAAGUAUAGCACCAUCAAUUUUUGGUGCCUCGUCUACUACAGCCUCAUCAUCGAUCUUUGGAAACUCAAUUAAAAGCACUUCAUCUAUAUUUGGUUCUCCAUCUACAACUACUGUGUCUUCUAUGUUUGGAUCAAUUACAACAACAAAUACUACAAGUGUUUUUGGAUCCACAGCUCAGACCACAACUUUUGGUGCUCCUACUACAAGUUCUUCAAUAUUUGGUAAUCCAGCUGCUCCUGCUACAACAAGUUCUUCAAUUUUUGGUAAUCCAACUGCUCCUGCUACUACAAGUUCUUCAAUAUUUGGUAAUCCAACUGCUCCUGCUACAACAAGCUCUUCAAUAUUUGGUAAUCCAACUGCACCUUCUACAACAAGUUCUUCAAUAUUUGGUAAUCCAGCUGCUCCUACAUCAUCUGGUUCAAUAUUUGGUUCACCGUCCUCAAACACUUCAUCUGUUUUUGGAGCACCAGUUACAACUAGUACAUCAUCUAUUUUUGGGUCUCCUUCAACAACAGCUGCAUCUAGUGGGUUAUUUGGAUCAGUAGCUGCUGCAGCUAACCAAUCAUCAUUUGGUCAACCUACAUUAGGAUUUAGUUCUCCUGGAUCAGCAUUUGGCAAUAUGUCUCUUUUUGGUCAAUCGGCAUGUAGUCCAUCUCAACCAGCAAAUAGUUUUGCCCCUGCUGCUAAUCCUUUUGCUGUAAACAAAACUGCUUCAAGUACACCAUCACUGUUUUCUAGCCAAAAAUCUGUAUUUGGUCAACCACCAGCAAGUACACCUAAUACAGGCUUUGGAGUACAAAAUUCAGGAUUUGGUGCUACUGCUAGUACUGGAUUUGGUAGUCCUGCUAUUGUUGGUCAAUCAAAUAAUUUAGGUUUUGGAUCUCCUCCAAUGUUUGGUAGUAUGGGAACUACCUCUUCUGGUUUUAAUCAAACACCUGUGUUUGGAGGAGCCGCCACUUUUGGAUCAACAGCUCCAACAUUUGGACAAAAUGCGGGAAAUUUUGGAUUUGGUUCAGCUGCUCAACAACCAUCAACUGCAUUUGCUUCUCUCGCGACUCAAAACACUUCACCGAGUUUUGGUAAUAUAGCACAAAACCAAAACACUGGUUUUGCUUCUCCAACCACUCCUGGAUUUGGUCAACCACAACAAACAAGUCCAUUCAAACCUCAAGGAACUACAUUUGGGGGAACCUCAUUUAGUUCUUGGCGCUAAGAAAAAAAUCUAACACCAACAAUAUCCAAUAUCCUUACUAUUUUUUUAUGUAUUCUAAUAAAAUGUAUAUGUUACAAUUAAAAAUAUUCCAAAUUCUAAUUAAUGUGUACACAAUUGUUGAAAAAUAAAAUAUCAUGUUUAUUUAUAUAA
Molecule: messenger RNA, 5604 nt
Organism: Melanaphis sacchari
Lineage: Eukaryota; Metazoa; Arthropoda; Insecta; Hemiptera; Aphididae
Product: nuclear pore complex protein Nup214-like
Exons: 19
Coding region: 250-5454 (1734 amino acids)
Biological process (GO): RNA export from nucleus; protein import into nucleus
Cellular component (GO): nuclear pore
Molecular function (GO): structural constituent of nuclear pore; protein binding
Source: RefSeq, a predicted model, not a curated record